UAAACAAUUACAGUAUUAGUAAUAGCGAAUCAAUCAUUCAAUUAGUUUACUUACAUUAUACUAUAGAUGUCAUACUUUAAAUGUAUUUUCCUGUUGUCAAAACUUUAGAAUAAGUACUUUUUCUAUUAUCAAAACUUUCAUAUAUUUCAAAAAUAUAAUUAUUUUUAUCACUGUAUGAUUUAUACUUGUAUUUUUAUUCCUCAAUAAUAAUGGCAGAAAUUGAAUGGCCAUGGCAAUAUAGUUUUCCUCCCUUUUUUACUCUUCAACCUCAUUCAGAUACUAGAGCUAAGCAAUUAUCAGCAUGGAAAAGUUUAAUAUUAGAAUAUUAUCGUAUUACAAAACAAGCUGUUAUUGAUGUAAGAGAAAUGCACUCGAGUCCAUUAUUUAAUAAUACUGCAAUAAAUCGAAAGUUACCAUCAGAAACUGUUUUAUUAUUAUUGGAAGAAUUAGCAAAAUCAGGAAAUGCAAGUCCAUUGGAUAAAACAAAACAAAGAUGGCUAAUUUAUUGGCAUACUUUAGAAGAAUGGGGUGAAAUUAUUUAUAAUUGGGCACAAGAAAAUGGAUUUUGUGGUUCUGUAUGUACUUUAUUUGAGUUAACACAAGGAGAAGACACAAUUGAUCAAGAAUUUUAUGGACUUGACACAGAAAUA
Messenger RNA from Apis florea (little honeybee), 650 nucleotides. RefSeq names its product vacuolar protein sorting 25 (gene Vps25). Lineage: Eukaryota; Metazoa; Arthropoda; Insecta; Hymenoptera; Apidae. Gene Ontology annotation, molecular function: protein homodimerization activity; structural molecule activity. Gene Ontology annotation, cellular component: ESCRT II complex. Gene Ontology annotation, biological process: protein transport to vacuole involved in ubiquitin-dependent protein catabolic process via the multivesicular body sorting pathway. The record is from RefSeq and is a predicted model, not a curated record.